GAAAUCUAUUUAACAUUCUCAAAAUAUUUUGCUUUAAAGAUGUCUGGCGGGGAGUACCGCCAUGUGUGGCGUAUAGCCUUUACUAAUUUUCUUAAGUCAUUUAGACCGCGCCAAAUAAGAGGAAACGCAAUAGGGAAGGACUAUAAAGGCAACAGUUACUUUGAGAUACCGGCAGAUCCGAGCCUGGGCAAGCGGAAGGCGACCCGCUGGUAUGAUCCACCCAGAGGACUGGACUUCCGCGACCCCAUCCCUGCAGAGUGGGAGGCUUGGCUUAGGAUGAGGAGAGUGGAAGCACCGACCGAAGAAGAAAUAGCGAACAACCUAGCCGUAGCCAAGCUGAAACAAGAGAACGCGGCGGCCAUCGAAGCCCGGCGCCUCGCCGAGGGCGGCUCCCUGCCCACCAUGCCGGCGCGCGGCGCGGAGACCUUCCCCAAGUACGCCGAGUUCCACACGGGACACCCCGACAACCAUCCUGAUGGGAAGAAUCAUUCAAACUAA
Molecule: messenger RNA, 498 nt
Organism: Cydia amplana
Lineage: Eukaryota; Metazoa; Arthropoda; Insecta; Lepidoptera; Tortricidae
Exons: 4
Coding region: 40-498 (152 amino acids)
Biological process (GO): mitochondrial respiratory chain complex I assembly
Cellular component (GO): mitochondrion; membrane
Source: RefSeq, a predicted model, not a curated record